AUGAUGGUAAAAAGUAAAAAGAUGAAAAAACUAAAAGAAGAAAGUGAUUCUUCAGAUUCCUCAAACGUUCCUUAUGACGAUGAUUCAGAUAUGGAUACCGAUCAAGAAAGUGACGCAGAGUGUCUUUUCUGCACUGAACAUUAUUCAAAGGAGCAACAUGGAGAAAAGUGGAUUGAUAAUAUAGAUUACAAAUUAAAUAAAAAAUUAAAUUUUUAUACAGCAGAUAUAUCUACGAAGAUAAGAUUCAAUAUGUCAACCGAGACUGGAGAACCAUCUACAGAAACAAAAAUUGAAUUAAAAGAAGAAACAUCUCUUGACAGUUUGUCUGAUCAGGAUCAGAAAAAAAUUGAGAAACUUUAUACCAUACUCUCAGAAAAGGAUUCUAUAGAAUUGCACCUGAAAUUCCAUAUCAGGUUAUAUUAUGCUGAUUUACUGAUUCUUAAACAAACAAAACAGACUGUUAGAGUUGCUGUGUCAGAUGUCAAUGAUGAUGUUGAAAGUGCUGCAGUUACAGCAUUCGGUUUUCUCUUAUUCAGAACUCCUAAACAAUGUCCUAUUGUAGUAUCUCUUCUAGCUGAGAAAUACAAUGCACAUGUUUAUUAUGGAGCUGCUAUGGCUCUUAGUAUGUCAUGUGUAGGAACUGGUCUACGUGUAGCUAUAGCUCUUCUUGGACCUAUGAGUAUGUUCUAUCCAGUAAACUUUGUAAGAUGGGGUGCUCUUAUUGCUUCAGCUAUGAUUUUGAUUCAACAGAGUGAUCAAACUUGUCUCAAAGUCACAUUCUCUAGACAGACGUAUGCUCAAGUCGUUUCCAACAAACAUGAAGAUGUAAUGCCUAAGUUUAAAGCUAUCUUAGCUCAAAGAAUCAUUAAUGCAGGUAGAAGAAAUGUAACUUUGUUAUUACAGUCCAGAACUGGUCAUGCAAAUAUGUUGGCAGCAGUUGGAACAUUGGUUUUCACUUAG
Molecule: messenger RNA, 960 nt
Organism: Diabrotica balteata
Lineage: Eukaryota; Metazoa; Arthropoda; Insecta; Coleoptera; Chrysomelidae
Source: the annotation of a GenBank genome assembly